AUGCCUCUCGAAGCCGUAAUGAUCAUUGUGGACAACAGCGAAAGCAGCCGCAACGGAGACUACACACCAACCCGAUUCGAUGCCCAAGCCGACGCAGUCAAUGUUCUCUUUCAGCAUGUCACUAAUGGCAACCCUGAGUCCUCAGUCGGUCUGAUGAGCAUGGGUGGCAAGGAUCCCGAGGUUCUGGUCACAUUGACGUCGGACCAGGGCAAGAUCCUUGAGGGCCUUCACCGGACCAAGAAGAAGGUGUCCGGAUCAUCUCAUCUCGCAACAGCAAUUCAGGUCGCAAGCCUCGCCCUCAAGCACCGACAAAACACCACGCAGCGCACUCGCAUAGUGGCAUUUGUCUGCUCGCCCGUAUCCGACGAGCAAAAGGCGCUGGUGCAGCUGGCGGGCAAGCUCAAGAAGAACAACGUGACGGUUGACUUUGUGCUCUUUGGCGACCUGGAUGACGACACGACUAAGAAGCUCGAGGCCUUCAACGCCAAGGUCAAGAACAACGAGGGUAACAGCCACCUGGUGGUCAUCCCGCCCUCUGGCAACCUGCUGUCGGAUCAGCUGAUCGCGACGCCCAUCUUUGGUGAGGGUGCCGGUUCGUCGGCAGCCGCCAACGGUGGCGGCGGCGGCGGCGGCGGCGACUUUGGCGAUCUCGAGUUUGACCCGGCGACCGACCCAGAGCUGGCGCUCGCUUUGCGGAUGAGUCUGGAGGAGGAGAACGCGAGAAAGGAGAAGGAGGCCAAAAAAGAGGCCGAGCAGGCGAAGAAACAGGGCCUGGAGAGCGUCGAGGAGCAGGAUGAGUCGGCGCCGUUGCUGGAUAAGAGUGGGGGACCAAGCGGGAGCGGGAGCAAAGACAAGAAGAAUGAUGGCGGGGACAGGAUGGACACUUCAUAG
Molecule: messenger RNA, 891 nt
Organism: Pyricularia pennisetigena
Lineage: Eukaryota; Fungi; Ascomycota; Sordariomycetes; Magnaporthales; Pyriculariaceae
Exons: 2
Coding region: 1-891 (296 amino acids)
Biological process (GO): proteasome-mediated ubiquitin-dependent protein catabolic process
Cellular component (GO): proteasome regulatory particle, base subcomplex; nucleus; cytosol
Molecular function (GO): polyubiquitin modification-dependent protein binding
Source: RefSeq, a predicted model, not a curated record